GUUACCGGAGGCCCAAUCCCGCCCCUUCCCCUAACCGCUGCUCUAACUGGGGUCGCGAGACAAGUGCAAUAAGGUACCGACUGCAGCAGGUAAAACGGGAGGUUUUUAAUGAAAACGAUGGCGUGCACACUGGUAGGGAAAGUGGUGUCUGCAGUAGUGGUUCUAGCUGUAAUUGCUGGCAUGGCUGCAGUCAUAGUUCUAACAGUCAACGAAAAUAACGAUAGUAACAAAAGUAGUAACAGCAAUGAAGCUGAGACAUCACGACCAAUCACAACCGAACGAGAAAGUGAUCUCCCUUAUAGAGUGGGCGUUGGCAUAGCUGAUAUGACGGGGCCGUGUGUAGAAAUUACUUUUAUGGGUUACGCGGAGGUAGGGCAACGGGGCCGAGGUAUCCACACGCGUCAGUUCGCUAGAUCAUUCAUCUUCGCGAAGGGAAGCAGCCGGGUCGUGCUGGUUACAGCUGAAGUACAGGCUGUUGGCAUUGCAGUCAGACGAGAGGUAGUGAAAAAUCUUCAAGAGAGGUAUGGCGUACAUAUGUACACACUGAACAACGUGAUCCUCACUGGCACUCACACGCACAGCACUCCAGGAGGUCACAUGGUGGACUUCAUUCUCGACAUCAGUAUUCUCGGCUUCUCCCGGGAAACAUUCAGCGCUUACGUUGAUGGAAUCACCAGGAGUAUAGUCCGCGCUCACGAAAACAUGGUCCCAGCUCGAUUGUUCUUUGGGCAGACAACUGUGACUGGUGCCCAGAUGAACAGAUCUCCGUUUUCUUACGAUGCGAACCCUAAAGAGGAGAGAGCCAGGUAUGAACACGUAGGCAAUCAGACGGACAUAACUCUAACUCAAGUGAAGAUCGUGAGAGAGGAUGGUCGGCUUCAUGGAGUUAUGAAUUGGUACGCAGUGCAUACCACCAGCAUGAAUAUGACGAACCAGCUCAUAUCCUCGGACAACUUGGGGUAUGCUGCGUUGAGAAUGGAGAAAGAAUUGAAUCCAUGGAGAAAGCCUGGCAAGCCAGAGAUAGUAGCUGGUUUCUUCUCGUCGAACCUUGGCGACGUAUCUCCAAACACGCAGGGAGCUCGCUGUGAGUUCUCAGGCAAGGAAUGUGACAAUCAGUUCCUCAUCUGUGAACAAAUGGAGCGCUGCUUCGCUCAAGGACCUGGCAAGGACAUGAUGGAGAGCACCAAGAUAAUUGGAACUACAGUUUUUGAAGGAGCUUUGGACCUGCUGAACACUCCUGACGAGGAGCUGGAAGAGCUGACAGGAGAUAUUUCAGUUCGCCAUCAAUUCAUGAGGAUGGCUGAACAGACUGUCCCGAAGUAUAAUACGAUUGAACAGACCUUUGACAAUGAAAAUAUGGUAAAAGGAUGUUAUCCAGCGUUAGGAUACAGUUUCGCAUCUGGAACUAUAGAUGGAGCCAACACGAUGAAUAUUACACAGGGUACAUUGGAGCCUAUGCCGAUACUUGGCUUUAUUGCCAGCCUCAUUGGCGCAGCCACGGAAGAAGACAAGAACUGUCAUUUUCCUAAGCCCAUCUUGCUGGCUACUGGGAGAGCAAACUUCCCACUGCCAUGGCAUCCGCACAUCGUAUCAGCUUCUGUUGUCUGGUUGGGUGGUUUGGCCAUUUUGGGAGUGCCUGGGGAGCCGACCACCAUGGCUGGCAGACGUAUGAGGGCGGCAGUUGGGAAGUUGAUGGAAAGCAAGGGGAUCGAACCCAAGGUCGUCGUCUCCGGACUAACAAACGAGUAUAUACAUUACGUGAGCACUUUUGAAGAGUAUCAGGUACAACGGUACGAGGCAGCCUCUACCCUGUAUGGUCCUCACACUCUCGACGUAUUUAUCAACAAGUUCGUCGAACUGACUGAUGCUAUUAUUGAGGACACCGAAGUAGAAGAAGGCGCUUCUCCCCCGGACCAUAGAAACCGCAUCCUGUCCCUGAUCACUCCCGUAGUGUUGGACUCCACCCCUCUCAACCAGCGUUUUGGAGACUGCGUGAUACAGCCACCAGCUCGCGUGCGCAGGGGAGAUGUCGUCUCUGCUACUUUUGUCGGUGCAAAUCCUCGCAAUGACUUGAAACAAGAAGAGAGUCACGCUGUAGUGGAAAGGUUAGAGCUCGCAGAGUGGAUGGAGGUCGCAAACGAUGCUGAUUGGGAUACCGUGUUCCGUUGGGAGCGUAUGUCACUUCUACGAGGCACGAGCCAGGUGACCUUCGAGUGGAGAGUUCCUGAGGACGCCAUUCUCACACGCUACCGCAUUGUGUAUCAUGGAGCCGCGAGGGCCAUACGUGGGUCUCUCACACCCUUCCGAGGAGUCAGCGAUGAGUUUGAACUAUAUUAAUGGCACUAUCUUCUAAAUUAAGUAACUAAUGUGAACCGGUACCAAAUAGAUAAAUUAUUGUUCAUUAUUAUCUGGCUGAUAAAGUUAGGUAUCAGGAAUUAGCCGUCCCAUUUUUGUGCUCGAUAUAAUGAAAAUUAGUUCAGUAGUUUUUGCGUAAAAAUGUAAAAGAUAGACAGACAAAUACAGUUUUUUAUAUUUUUGGUAUAAUCGUUAUGUAGUUCCUUGUUUCAUUGUGUAAUCUUAAUUCAUUAAAAUACUCACACACACAUAUAUACAUAAAUACUUAGGUAAAACCGUUCUCUAAACUCUUUUUGGGUUAAGUAGGCAGAAAACAUGUAAGUAGUUUAGAUAUGAUGUGAAAGCAGGUUGCAGGUUAAGCGCAAUAAUGAACUGUGGGCACAGCCUAGAGUAGGAGAAGCAAAUGGGGGACUUUUAGUCAGUAAGUCUGACACUUAAGGCAGGAGACAAUAUAUGAUGAUAAUAUGCCAUCAAAAAAUAAAAUAUGUAGGUAGGGUAAACGCAUCAGUUAUGGACAAGGAAACAGUACCUAAUGGACGAAAAAUAAAUAAAUGUCUCAAAAUAAGGACGUGAAAAAAUCGAAUUUUGAUUUGUUUCCAGUCGACAC
Messenger RNA from Spodoptera exigua (beet armyworm), 2962 nucleotides. NCBI's taxonomy places the organism in Eukaryota, Metazoa, Arthropoda, Insecta, Lepidoptera, Noctuidae. The record is from the annotation of a GenBank genome assembly.